Molecule: messenger RNA, 2174 nt
Organism: Fopius arisanus
Lineage: Eukaryota; Metazoa; Arthropoda; Insecta; Hymenoptera; Braconidae
Exons: 10
Coding region: 204-2093 (629 amino acids)
Source: RefSeq, a predicted model, not a curated record
UCAUCGAUCAAUAAUUGAUCAGGAGUCAUUUGUCCGUGUAAUUAUACAAUCUAAUUCUUAUUAAUGACAGAAAUUAGCAUUAUUAGGCACAUCCAGUAGCAUUGCCAUGCGAAAUGAAAAACAGUCCGGAGAAUUGCAGUGAGUGCCGAGCAUACGGCGUUGAUAUCUCGAUCACUCCUUGAAUCUAAAAUAACAAAUUAAAAAUGCCCGGUGGUGUUGUUUUUCUCGUGUGUAUCCCCACAUUAUCGUACGAGCAUCAAUUGAUCUUCGGAGUUCCAGUGAAAGUAUCGAAAAAGAAUGAAAAACCCCCGGCGAAGAUCGGAGCGAAGGUGGACUUAAGAUUGAAAGAAGUAGGAAAUCGCGACUUGAUUACAAUUGGAGACACCGACAGUGAUAUCGACGAUCAAAAUGAUAACGAGAUGGCCGAGGGAAAUUUUCACGCGAGGAAGAGACUGAAAACUCGAUUGGGAUCUCCAGGCCCUAGUAGGACAACCAAAUCUCCAGUUUUCGUUCCCAUGGAGACCGUUCUGGAUGAAUUGUUGAAGAAACUCAGGGUGGAACAUGUGGUGUGGUGCAAAGACAAGGGGAAUAUGUAUUAUGAGGUCAUUUUUCCAGUACCCGCUGGAGAUCCUUGCGAAAAUUGUUUGCAUUGCUUGACGGAAAUGGGAAUUGGACGGCGGAUGAAUUCAAUUGUGAGUGUGAUCCCAACGCAAUGUACAUACAGUAGUUUGAACAAUUCGAGUCAUCUACCCGUCUCCACCGAUAUUAUACAGAAGAAAGAAGAUGCUGAGGAUCGUAGGAAUGCUUGGGAGGCCUUCGUAGGCUCCAUCCGUUCGAAAUUAACAGUGAAACAGGUUGUCGAUGGAGUUCGAUCCGGCGGCGAUCUUACGUUCGAUUAUAUCCUCCUGGUGGUCACUGCAGAUUGUCUCGCGGCUCUUGGACUUGUGGAAAAUAGCGCUACGAAUGUCGUUGCAGCUAUGCUGGUGUCCCCGCUAAUGGGACCUGUAAUGUCUUUGACAUUUGGAACAAUAAUCGCAGAUAAGGAUUUGAUAUGCGUGGGAUUGAAGAGUUUGCUUCUUGGGAUUUUCAUUUCGAUUUUGUUUGGAUUUAUCUUUGGACUCCUCCUGGGAACAACUGAGAUGCCCUGGGGGUACAACGAUUGGCCGACUGAUGAAAUGAAAGGAAGAGGGAAUUAUAGAUCACUUUGGAUGGGUAUUCUCUGGGCCCUGCCUUCAGGAACGGGAGUAGCUGUAGCUCUUCUUCAAGGAAGUAAUGGUCCACUCAUUGGUGUAGCUAUUUCUGCAUCAUUGCUACCACCAGUUGUCAAUUGUGGUCUUUUCUGGGCUCUCGGAUGCAUCUGGCUGAUCUAUCGACCCAUAAAAAUGCCCCACAUCAAAGGGGAGUCAUACGGAGACUUAAACACCUCUUACAAAUACGUCUACACGGAUUAUCUCCCAGUGGAGUUUUUCUGCAAUGGGAUAAUUAGCGCCUGCUUGACCUUCAUUAAUGUCAUGUGCAUUUUUAUCACUGCGAUAAUCGUACUCAAGAUCAAGGAAGUUGCUGCCCCAUACACCUCAACACCUGAAUUACGAAGAUUCUGGGAACAUGAUAUCAGAAUGGCGAGAGAUAAAAAUACAUCGAGGGAUGUUAGUUCAGUGGACUCAAGCUUUUAUGAAGGAUUGAGUAGGCCCAAACAAAGGGCAUUGGAGAGGACUUUGAAUGAAGCUGUGAGAGAGGCCAUGAAUGAUGAAACAUUCAGAGAAGUCAAGAGAUUGAGCUAUGGCCAGCAUGGGCCCGAUGAUAUUACACCGAGAUUAGGACUUGGUGCAAGUCCACCCGGGUCAGCCCGCCUGCAGGAGAUGAGUCCACCUCAUCCAGCCGAUGGUCCAUCAAAUCCUGAAAAUACUAGUGAGGACUUGGCUGCUCUGGAUCGACUCAUAACAUACCUCCUCGGUCAACCCAGUGGCAACCUAGAGAAUUGGAGACGUUCCCGAAGAAUGAGUGCACGUGGCUAUCGUCAGCUGCGACCCACUGUCAUUGAUUCUGGUGCCAACACACGUGCCUCCAACAUUGGCACGACGCGCUUGAUCUAAGGCUGAUGUUACUAUUUUGACACUGGGGAAAGCAUAGGCGAUCGAGUGAACGCCCGAUUCAGCCAUUAAGAGGGAAACCAC